AUGGCGAAUCCAACCUAUCUGAAUAAAGAUAAGGAAGAUCAUAACGUCUCAGCACCGGACCUCUAUAGCCUACUCGCGCUAAGUACCAAUUAUGGUACCGACAUGGCCUCAGAAGGCUUGAUGCUUUCGCGUAGCUUGUUUGGCAAAGACGCCCCAAGAGAUCAUUUUACUGCGACAUCUUCGUCUCCAACGAUUUCCAGUCUAACAGACGCCCAUAGCUUUAAGCAGAAGUCAGACUCUACGAUCAAGUCUUCACUUGGUCCCAUGUAUCUUGCUCGCGAACGUACAGAUUCAGAGAAGGCUGUCAAUGGGUCAGACAUUGAAACUCUAAUUGACAGACGGGUGAUGUUUCAAGAAGCUACGGUGAAAGAGCUAGCGGGUCAUAUUCCAAACGAUAAUAGUGACGAGCUGUAUCGGCGUGGGAUAGAGGCCGAAGCUAUCAUCAAUGGUACGGAUCGCGCUCUCGGCGGCCAUUUCGGCAGCCACUUCGACAAAGAAGUCUCAAACGAUCUUGGGCUGUGGCCUCUCGCAGCCUCGAAUCGUGAGGAAGCAGAGGCAAUGGUCGAAGGGCUAGAGCGCGCUUACGGAGCGAUACAUAUCACUCUUUAG
Messenger RNA from Letharia columbiana, 609 nucleotides. RefSeq lists its product as uncharacterized. The record is from RefSeq and is a predicted model, not a curated record. The transcript is spliced from 2 exons. NCBI's taxonomy places the organism in Eukaryota, Fungi, Ascomycota, Lecanoromycetes, Lecanorales, Parmeliaceae. Bases 1 to 609 code for a protein of 202 amino acids.